This is a messenger RNA of Lepisosteus oculatus (spotted gar), 1060 nucleotides long. The record is from RefSeq and is a predicted model, not a curated record. NCBI's taxonomy places the organism in Eukaryota, Metazoa, Chordata, Actinopteri, Semionotiformes, Lepisosteidae.
UUGGUGUUUUUUCACAAGACUUCACGUCCUGCACAAUGCCGGCGAUGGCAGCGGUGUGAGUCGGUGGGGGGGGGCAGGAGUUCUGUGGAUCUGUCCUGAGAGUGCAGGAGGGGCUGUCGGCAGUUCCCAGCACGCGCCCCUGGGGUACUCCCAGUGGGGGGGGCUCCGCUCUGCCCUGCGCUCUGGCGCAUUGACCCCGUGUCCUUCCUGCGCCGCCCAGUGCCCGUGCCUGUGCCCAGCAGCUCUAACUGGACUGUUGUUCCCUCAGCAGGGGGAGUGCCAGGACCCGGAUCAUGGGCAGCCCUGCAACCGCUGCGGAGAGCAGUGUCCCGGUUUCCGGAUGCACGGAUGGAGGAAGAUCUGCCUGCACUGUAAGUGUGCCCGGGAGGACCACGCGGUGAGGGCCGUGCCGGGGGACCUGGAGAAGAUGAUGCUGAAGCUGGUGUCCGACUUCCAGCGCCACUCCAUCUCCGACGACGACUCGGGCUGCGCCUCCGAGGAGUACGCCUGGGUGCCCCCUGGGCUCAAGCCCGAGCAGGUCAGAGGGCAGGGGGGCGCACUGGGGAACAGUGGGGUGCGGGGGGGGGGGUACAGGGAGAGGAGGCAUACUGGAGACCGGAGACCUGGGUGCUCUCUCCCUCAGCCACAGUACUGCAACUCCCUGGACGAGGACGAGCAGAGGGAGCUGAGGCUGUUCAGCCAGCAGAGGAAGAGGGAGAAUCUGGGCAGGGGGGUGGUCAGGCUCUUCCCCGUCACCAUGACGGGGGCCAUCUGUCAACAGGACUCCUGCUCCACCUGCUCCUCCUCCUCCGACUCCGAGGAAGAGGGCUUCUUCCUGGGGCAGCCCAUCCCCCUGCCCCCCCAGCUGCGGGACGCCCAGGCCCGCCGCGGCUCCGCGGCCUCCGGGGACCGGGAUCGGGAUCGGGACCGGGAUCGGGACCGGGACCGGGAUCGGGAGGGGGAGGGGGACAGGGGGGGCAGCCUGCGCUCCAGCCUGAGGAGGAGGGGGAGGGCGAACAGCCUGAGCCAGGACAAGGACAAGAGCUGUGUGGUGUCCUAA